Messenger RNA from Trichoderma breve, 1338 nucleotides. Its product is annotated as corA-like mg2+ transporter protein domain-containing protein. Lineage: Eukaryota; Fungi; Ascomycota; Sordariomycetes; Hypocreales; Hypocreaceae. Bases 1 to 1338 code for a protein of 445 amino acids. The transcript has 7 exons. The record is from RefSeq and is a predicted model, not a curated record.
AUGGACGAGUACAUGUUCAAGUUCUUUGUGGAUGAGUGUCGCGUGGUAGAGGAGAAGACGAGCUAUGUCGAGAUUUUCAACUACACUGAUGCGUUUUACAAUUCGGUGGAGGAGCAUCCGCUGCCCAUGUCGGAGUUUGAGAACUUUCUGAAUCGAAGGGGCGCCUUUGAGCCGCCGCAGAAGAUGCGCGAGGGCACAAAACUCUUGAGCGGCAUUCGACUCAUUAUCCAAAAAGAUGCCCAGCACAAGGACACAUUCAUGCCAAGGAUCAUCUCCUUGCCAAAGGACAAGUACAUGACCAUGGCUAGGACACUCAAACUGCCCUUCCGCGCCAUAGAAUCAUCGUCUGUGGUCGGGCCCUUCUUUUGGUGCUCGUAUGACCAGGACGAUGAAGACCCGCAUCUCCACAUUGUGCAUCGCAAAUCAGAUGUGCGCAAAAAGGGCAGAACCCGCGGCUGGGAAAUGAUCCUGUCCUACUCCUUCAGAACCGGCAUCACUACGGGCUUCAUCAAGGGCACGCCCAGCUCCGACAUUGUCCAGGCGCUCAAACACCUGCGCGGGUGCUACAGCCAGGUUGGCCACCCGAUGCUCCUCUCCACAAUCAUCCUCUCACACGACCUCUCGCCCGCCAACGACGAGAAGCAGCGCGAUGCGCGCGACUGGCUGCGCCGCCUGGAGAACGCAGUCAGCAUGCGCGACGAAGUCGACACCGAGGAGCAGUAUUUCCAGGACGGAAUCCUGUCCGUCGACGGGCUGAACCGCGACUUGGUCGAGUGCCACAGCCAUGUCAUGUGGAAGCGGCCCCAGGCGUAUUUCAUGCUGGUCAGGGAGAUGGAGCUGUGCAUGGAGCGCUUCAAGGUUUCCUGGCUGGAUUGGAAGAAGGAUUUCUUGAGCGAUGAGGAGAUUGCGCAUAGGAAGACGAUUGAUCAGCUGCACAGGAGCAUUCUGGCGCGGCUGGAGUUUUACAAGGUCAAGCUCAAGGGGCUGGAGAAUUAUAUCCACACUACACUGGAGAGAUUGAAAGUCCAGCGAGAAGCACUGUACAACAUCAUCUCUCAGCGAGAGGCCCGACUCAACCUCGAAAUCGCCGGAGAGCAGCGCCGCAUCGCACACGCAAGCAAGCGCGACAGCACCGCCAUGAAGACAAUCUCCCUUAUGGGAGCCCUCUUUCUCCCAGGCACGUACCUCGCCUCCGUCUUCAGCAUGACCUUUUUCAACUUCCAGUCGGGCGCCGACCCCGUCAUCUCCAACUGGCUCUGGGUCUACUUCAUCAUCACCAUUCCCCUGACCGUAAUCAUCGUCGGCUUCUGGCUGUGUUGGCAGAAACGUAAUACGUAA